This is a messenger RNA of Nerophis lumbriciformis (worm pipefish), 2025 nucleotides long. The record is from RefSeq and is a predicted model, not a curated record. Lineage: Eukaryota; Metazoa; Chordata; Actinopteri; Syngnathiformes; Syngnathidae.
AUGGGGGUAUCAGAUUUACAAUUUGAUACAAAUGGGCCUGUGGUAGAUCUUUCUGCUCGGGGUAUGCGGAAGCUCGACCCCAGUUUCAUUUGCUCUGAAGAAACUCACACUCUCAUCUUGGACCAAAAUGAAAUCAUGAAACUGGACCAUCUGGAAAGGAAUUUGGGCCUUCAGCAGCUGUCUGUCGCAAGCAAUCGCCUCGUGAGAAUGAUGGGCGUGUCACAGCUCAAAGAACUGCAAGUCCUUAAUCUUCCAAAUAACAGUAUCGGCUACAUUGAAGGACUGCGGGACAUGCCCAACCUCAAAUGGCUCAACUUGUCGGGAAAUGCAAUAAAGGUUAUUGAACAGCUGAACAACUGUGUUUCCCUUCAACACUUGGAUCUUUCAGACAAUAGCAUAACGAACAUUGGUGAUUUGAGUAAACUUGUGGCGUUAAAGACACUUCUUUUGCAUGGAAACAGUAUAACAACGCUUCGCACUGUGCCUGCCAACCUACCCGCCCAUGUUUCCAUCCUGUCAUUGGCAUCAAAUGAAAUUACAGAUUUAACUGAAGUGGCACACUUGGCUCAGCUUCAUGAAUUGGAGCAAUUAUCUAUAAUGAACAACCCUUCUGUGAUGCCAACACCAUCGCUGCCACGUUUUGACUACCGGCCCUAUGUGAUGAGUUGGUGCCUUAGCCUGAAAGUGUUGGAUGGCUUUGUGGUCUCCCAAAAAGAAGGACUGAAAGCUGAGUGGCUAUACAGUCAAGGAAAAGGACGCUCCUUUCGACCCGGCCAGCACGUUGAACUGGUUCAGUACCUUUCCACCGUUUGCCUCCGGACUGCAUCGUCGCCCUUGGUGACGGCGGAAGAUGCCAAAUUAGAAAAAAUCUUGAAUAAGCAGAGGUUUCACCAAAGGCAGUUAUUAGAAGAGACGCAAGCGGAAUGUCCAAGCCCUCGUCGACCCACUGAACUAGCUGUGGAAAGAGUGGACACAUCACAUUUUCUUUCACAAGGGGACACUUUAGAGGCCAAGAAAAUGAUAUCAACGCCACCUUCUGCUGUGCCAUCAGACCUGGAAAGAGGUCGGGCAGUGCAGUUCAAUACAUGGGUGAGCUAUGACUCAUCCAGCGUUUCCCUUCCAUGUAUAAGCAGCCCAAAGCGUGGAGGAGAGAGCCUUCUUUUAGAAGACGUGCAGACGGAUGAGGACAAGUUGAACAGCAGUGCACUAUCAUGCGAGUCCUUCACGUCCUUCACACCUCACCUCGAACCGCAGUCUCUCCACUCAGAGAGCGACGACGAGACGGAGACAUUUGAAGCCGACUCGCUGGCCCCAAGGCAUCCGUCGACCCCACUGGCUCGCCAAGACAAAAAAGAAGAAAAGGUUACACCUUGCUUGGAAGCAGCGGAAGAUCAAAAGUUCAUGUAUUUGGUCAAAACGACAGAGGAAGCAUCGAGAGCAGCUGUUAAGAUCCAGUCAUGGUGGAGGGGACGGUACACUCGGUGUUGUCACCCCAAGGCCAGAGAGGUGCGCAGUGAGAUUCGACUCCGCAGGAUGCAAGAUCACAUUGUUUCCUUGACGCAAAAACUGGAGAGAAUGCAGAAGCAGUGUGAGGAGGAGAGGAUACAAAGGAUGGUUCAGGAUGAAGCAGUCAGGUUUCUUUGGGAACAGGUCCAAUCCAUGCAACAAUGGAAGCAAUCCGUUGAGGAGAAGCUGGCUCAAAUCUCCGCUUCUCCCGCGCCAAGUCCGGCAGCUCCUCCCGUAGCAUGCGCCACUGCCAACCAACCUGCCACGGACGUCUCUUUUCCAGACUCCGGCUUCCAGACGACUACAGCGAGCGAGGAGCGUGCCGCGCCGGACGACAGCUUUCUCAGCAGUGGGACGGCGGAAUCCGUGCUGACUGUGCGUGUGCCCGAUCGAGACGUGGACAGCACCGACUGCAGUCUCCUGGAGCAGUAUGCCACCUCCUUGCAGCAGAGGGAGGAGGAGGAAGCCGAGGAGGCGCUAACGUCGCAAACCGAAGACGACCAAACGGAUGUCCACUGA